UAUGAAUUAAAAACUAAAUAUAUGUGAUAGUAAUGAUGAGUAGUUUUAUUUAUAUUACAGGGUAAUGCUUUAUCUGCAAGUGACAUUGCCACGGCUGCUGCAGUAUAUGCAAAUCAGGAUGAGUCUAGACUGUGGCGAGCGAAAAUUUGGGGGUGGGCAGUCGAGUUAUGCUCCCCCAGCAAUCAAGUAUAUUAUUUUUCUACAGAAAAUAAACCAGGUACAUCUCAGCGUUGGUCAAGGAUCCAUUCUCUUGACGAGAUUUGAUGAGCACGGAAUCCCGUUCGAUAUGCAGGUAUUUCAACGCAAGUACGAUUACAGUCCAAAAAUCUUUGUUCACAAGCUCAUCAGAAAAUUGUCAAACCUGGCCAUAAAUCAUGACGCAGUAGGUCUCCACUCAGAACGAGAUUUUCCGUGUAGCCCAAUUAUGAUAAAUGACGAAAUUCAUUUACAAAUCCUAACAGGCAAGGUGAAGGUCGUGGGAAGAAUCGCCAAGACGGCGGAGAGAAGUGUUCACAUCGAUGACGGGACGGUGGUGGAUGACGUCGACGUCGUGGUGUUUGCUACUGGAUACGAUCGACAUCUUCCUUUCCUCGACAACAGAUUGGUCGAUUCGGCUCAAGCUAUUAGCGACCAGUUCGCUGAUUUUCCAUACUAA
Messenger RNA from Gigantopelta aegis, 655 nucleotides. RefSeq names its product dimethylaniline monooxygenase [N-oxide-forming] 2-like. The transcript has 4 exons. Gene Ontology annotation, molecular function: NADP binding; N,N-dimethylaniline monooxygenase activity; flavin adenine dinucleotide binding. NCBI's taxonomy places the organism in Eukaryota, Metazoa, Mollusca, Gastropoda, Neomphalida, Peltospiridae. The record is from RefSeq and is a predicted model, not a curated record. The coding region runs from base 65 to 655 and encodes 196 amino acids.